GUGUACGGAAGUACAAACCAGCGCUUACAGAAGUCACCGACAUUUUUAGGAAAAAGGGAGAGCUGUGUUACCGGUGUGUCCGCCGCCCUAGGAAGCUUAUAAAAGAAACUUGCUAACAAUAAAUAGCAGUGUUGUUCACAUUAUCCUUGUACACGGCGAAAUAAACUUUCCAAGGAGUUUCAUUAUAAGUCCUUUCGGCGUGUGUGCACACGCUGGUCAUUUGCAUUAUCAAAAGUACAAGAUCACUUAUUUCCUGUUUUUUUUAUGAGUUAAGAGUUGCUUGGAGAUCCUGUUAUUUGUCAGCUGACUGUUGCCGCGCACAGAGGGAACGAACACUGCUCUGGGUAUGGCACCUCUUCUGGGGCUCUGCGUGUUCCUCUUCGCCACUACGGCUUGUUUGGGCCGGGAAGCUACCUUUAAGAAGCCACCGAAACUCGUUGAGUCCAAGUAUGGCUCGGUGUGGCCCGUCCCUCAAGCGAUCCAGAUUUCUGAAGUGUCCUUCGAGCUGCACAGCUCCAACUUCGAGAUCACCCACUCCGCCAAGUCUUCUGCGGGGCCCAGGUGUUUCCUAUUGCAGGAAGCUUUCCGCAGGUAUUUUGAAUAUAUAUUUAGGUUGCCUAACACAAGGGAGGGAUACCUGAAGAAGCCCAACUCAAAUGCAGUAGUCUCCCAAUUGCAGGUGUUAAUCACAUCUUCUGAUCCAGAGUGCGAUGGCUAUCCAAACUUCAAGUCUGAUGAGUCCUAUACCCUUGUUGUUGAUCAACCAAUAUCUCUUCUGACUGCUGCCAAUGUUUGGGGUGCUCUAAGAGGACUUGAAACAUUUAGCCAGCUUGUUUACCAAGAUGACAAUGGAAUGCAUCAGAUCAACAAGACUAACAUAAAGGAUUUUCCAAGGUUCCAACAUCGCGGGAUUUUGUUAGAUUCAUCGCGUCAUUUCCUGCCACUUAAAGUCAUUCUUGCUAACUUGGAUGCUAUGGCUAUGAACAAGUUUAAUGUAUUUCACUGGCACAUUGUGGAUGACCAGUCUUUCCCCUAUCAAAGCACAGCAUUCCCAGAUUUGAGUGAUAAGGGUUCAUACCACCCAUACACUCAUGUGUACACACAUAUGGAUGUGAAGAUUGUAAUUGAAUAUGCUCGAUUACGUGGAAUCAGAGUUAUUCCAGAAUUUGACACACCUGGUCACACUCAGUCCUGGGGCUUUGGUCAGAAAGACCUUCUUACAACUUGCUAUUCUGGGGUUGCACCAUCUGGAACCUAUGGCCCAGUGAAUCCCAUCCUGAACACUACCUAUGACUUCAUGUCUGUUCUCUUUAAAGAGGUUAGCUCCGUAUUCCCUGAUGCCUAUGUCCACCUAGGAGGUGAUGAAGUGGAUUUCACCUGCUGGAAGUCAAACCCUGAUAUUCAAACGUUUAUGGAUGAACAAGGAUUUGGGAAAGAUUACAGCAAGCUGGAGUCAUUUUACAUCGCCAAGAUUUUGGACAUUGUUGCCCAAACUGGAAAAGGAUAUAUGGUUUGGCAAGAAGUGUUUGAUAAUAAUGUAAAGUUAAAGUUAGACACAGUUGUUCAUGUAUGGAAGGGCAGCGGCGACCAACAGUACAAGAUGGAAAUGGCAGCUGUUACUGCUGCUGGCUUUCAAACUCUUCUUUCAUCUCCUUGGUACCUCAACGUCAUCUCUUACGGGCAAGACUGGCAGCAGAUCUACAAAGUUGAUCCACGCAGUUUCAACGGGACGGAUGAGCAGAAGAAGCUGGUGAUUGGAGGAGAGGCCUGUCUCUGGGGAGAGUAUGUGGACGCCACCAACCUCAUGUCAAGGCUCUGGCCACGGGCCAGUGCUGUUGCUGAAAGGCUGUGGAGUUCUGAAGACGUAACAAACCUCAAUGAUGCGUACAGUCGCCUGACUCUUCACCGCUGCCGCAUGGUCAAGCGCGGCGUAAGAGCUCAACCCCUCUUUGUAGGGCACUGCGACUACGAGUACGAAGGUUUGUAGUGAAUCUCUGGAGCGCCUCACGACAAAAGGGAGCACUGCACAGCCAUUAGCCCAUGCUUGCACUUUUCAGAUGAUGACAACAACAUUUAAACAAGUCACUAUGUUUACUGUGAAAUGUUAAAUUACAAAUAAGUGUAUCUAAUGUGUAAUGAUUUCAUGCAGAUCAGGGUUUUUUGUUGCAAAAUAAAAAUGAAUAUGAUUUCUGUAUUAUAAA
Messenger RNA from Erpetoichthys calabaricus (reedfish), 2201 nucleotides. RefSeq names its product hexosaminidase B (beta polypeptide) (gene hexb). Gene Ontology annotation, cellular component: membrane. Gene Ontology annotation, molecular function: beta-N-acetylhexosaminidase activity. Gene Ontology annotation, biological process: glycosaminoglycan metabolic process; ganglioside catabolic process; carbohydrate metabolic process. The record is from RefSeq and is a predicted model, not a curated record. The transcript is spliced from 14 exons. The coding region runs from base 347 to 1987 and encodes 546 amino acids. Lineage: Eukaryota; Metazoa; Chordata; Cladistia; Polypteriformes; Polypteridae.